Molecule: messenger RNA, 2769 nt
Organism: Rhinocladiella mackenziei CBS 650.93
Lineage: Eukaryota; Fungi; Ascomycota; Eurotiomycetes; Chaetothyriales; Herpotrichiellaceae
Exons: 1
Coding region: 1-2769 (922 amino acids)
Biological process (GO): protein phosphorylation; intracellular signal transduction
Cellular component (GO): cytoplasm
Molecular function (GO): protein serine/threonine kinase activity; ATP binding
Source: RefSeq, a predicted model, not a curated record
AUGGCCUCCGCAAUCAACGACGAUGAGCUCUCCAUCUCCCUCCCUCAGAAUGAUACCAACCGGUCGAGACCAUCUCUACCCCCAGUUGUCUCUCCACCGACCCGCCCUAGCCUGAGUCCGACGCCGAUGGCUGAAUCACCGGGAACCAUUCGAGCCAUGAAUCGACUACAUCAAUACAGCUUUGUCCGCAACAUCGGCGAAGGCUCAUUUGGUAAAGUCAAGCUAGCAAGACACAAGGUGACUGGUCAAGAGGUUGCUAUGAAGACGAUUAGCCGACGGAAGUUGAUCAGCCGCGAUAUGGCUGGUCGGAUAGAACGCGAGAUACAAUACCUCCAGCUCCUUCGGCACCCCCACAUCAUCAAAUUGUACACUGUCAUCACAACCAAGACUGACAUAUACAUGGUACUAGAGUAUGUCCCCAUGGAGUUAUUUGACUACAUUGUUAAGCAUGGUCGACUGGGAGAAGCCAAGGCCCGCAAGCUGUUCCAGCAGAUUAUAUGUGCGGUCGAAUAUUGUCAUCGACAUAAGAUCGUGCAUCGAGACCUGAAGCCGGAGAAUCUUCUCCUCGACAAGAAUAUGAACGUCAAGAUUGCUGACUUUGGUCUGAGCAACAUCAUGACGGAUGGCAAUUUCCUGAAGACCAGCUGUGGAAGUCCGAACUAUGCCGCGCCUGAAGUUAUUGGCGGAAAGCUGUAUGCCGGUCCGGAAGUCGAUGUUUGGAGUUGUGGAGUCAUUCUCUACGUAUUCCUCGUCGGUAGACUCCCAUUUGAUGACGAGUUCAUACCGGCCCUAUUCAAGAAAAUCCAGGCGGGCACUUUUCACAUCCCUUCACAAACUCCGCCAGGCGCAGUGAACCUGAUCAAGCGAUGCUUACAAGUGCAUCCUGUGCAUCGCAUUACCAUUCCUGAAAUUCGACAAGAUGAAUGGUUUGUCAAGGAUCUACCGGCGUAUCUGGUCGAUCCGGUCGAAGAAUUCCUUGAUACAGGUGUUGACCCGAGCAAAGCAAUUGACCCUAGACAACUCGCACCGGGAAAACCACCCGAGGUCGUUGAAAGAAUCCAUGAACAAGUGGUUGGAAAGCUCGGUCGUACUAUGGGUUACGCAAAAGAAGAUGUCAAAGAUGCCCUGAGCAAAGACGAGCCAAGUGCCAUCAAAGACGCAUAUCUCAUUGUGAGAGAAAAUCAACUGAUGAUCGACACUCCGCAAUACCGUUCGGAAAAUCCAGAAUUGGAGUCAUUCAUGGCUUCAUCGCCUCCAGUCGAGCCGAAUUAUCCCAACUUUCCUGGUUCGCCAACUGGUGGACGCAGGAUCCAGGAUGACGUGAAGCCGCUGACUCCCACUCGGGCAGAUACGCACCGCACGAGCCGUGCACUAUCUGAUACCCCCGCUGCGCUCAAAGAAGAGGAAAAGCCGAGAAUUUCAAAUGUUCGCGUUUUGAACACAUCACUUCCUCACGUCCACGAGGAAUUACUCCAAAUUAGAGAAAAGGCAAAGAUGAAUGGCGAGGAUCCUGAUUUAGUUCUGCACCCUUCGCAAGAUCCCGAUAAGAAAGACGACACCGGAAGCCCCAUUCCAGAAGAAAUCAAGGACGAACAGGGAAAUCCCAUCUAUAGGUCCAAGGAAGAGCAAGAGGCCACUUCAAGAGCAUUGAAGCCGCAUUCAAGGUCGGUGACAGCUCUCAAUUCUCUGAGAGAUCAGAAGAGUCGGCCUGAAAGCAUGACGGCUAUUCCACAGGAGGAAAAGCGACCUGCAGCUCCCAAAUCGAAGCCACGAAAAUGGCAGUUCGGUAUCAGGUCGCGAAACGCACCCUAUGAAGCGAUGAAGUGUCUGUAUUCAGCUCUCAAGGCUCAGGGUGCUGAAUGGGAAGUCAACCCAUGGCUCAAACCAGAAAGUAUGCCAGAUGGAGAAGAUGAGAAAGACAAUAUUCCACCACCUCCGCCUGAAUUGGCCCCGGGUGAACGCCACACCAUCCUGCAACAAAAGUAUUCAUUUGUCGGUGAGGAUUACUAUGUGCCCCGUGAUCCUUGGAACAUUCACGCUCGAAUCCUGAAGAGGGGUAUGUUGAUGCCCGGGGAAGGACCAUCUCUCUCCGCCCACAGUUCGGCUGUCAGCCUUCCAGCCGAGGCUCAAAAUCAAUUGAAAAAGCAUAUCGAGCAACUUGGCGGGUAUGCUUCGGAAGAUGUGGCAAAGGCGCUAGGGAUGAAUGGAGCCAAUGCAGGACCAUCCAAGAUCAAAUCUCCACCUCCAGGGACUCACGGCGCGAAACCAAUGAGUACAGGAGGCGAGCAAAGUGGUCUUCAGAAUCAGGACGCGUUCACCGGACCAGGACAGCCAAGUAGCAGACCGGAGAGCCUCUCAGCACUGAACAAGAAGAUCCCGAGCGAGAACAUUGGAGUCUGGGUGUUCAUCGACAUUCAGCUGUAUUGUCUUGAGAGUCAGACGUAUGUGGUUGACUUCAAAUGCGAUGGAUAUCAGAAUGUCAUCUGGCACGACUUGAAAAAGGAAAGAGAGAAGAAUAAGACACCCACAAGCAGCAGUACGGUGACCAGUCCAUCAACGAGCAGACCAGCUAGUGGAUUCGGGGAAAUCAGUCACCCGAGUUCGGUUCAACUAGAUGUAGAGGAGUUGGAUGGCUAUUGGAAGCCGGUUAGCAAGCGAUACAAGAAUGUGGAGAAGGAAAUCUCGAGCCCCUAUCCAUAUCUGGAUGUGGCUAGUGAUUUGGUUGCACAACUCGUAAGUCUGAGUAUCAGUGAUGCAGAACGGUCCUGA